CAGCCAGUCGGGCAUUUUCUGACAAGCGUAGAAAAACUUUUCAUCAACAGCCAGCCGCCAUUUUACGUGAGCCGAUACUUGUGCGGUGCGGAACUCGGGCGAUCGUUUCCACGGUGAAUUUCGGUACCGCGGGGCCGGUUUGCGGCCGAUAUUUCGAUCGCGAUAAGUGCGGGGAUAAAAACUGUAUCGAAAUUAGUGAAAAUGUCAGGGGUAAGCGAUCGAGUUUUGGAUAAUUUACGGUGAUUUCGCGCGCCUAUCAUUGUGUGAAAGAUGGUGCCAGCGGGCAGCAGUAGUAGCGAGCUUGGAUAUCGCUAGCGCCGUGCGCGUAGCCAGUUUGCGCUCUCUCAAGUUUGUCAAGUUGUUCUUGUGUGUGAUACCUAUACAUUGGGGGUGAUACUGAAAGAUGUCCAAUGGUUAAUUAUGUGCGUUCGGGGACGCCCGGGACGUCGAACUGUGGGAAAGCGCCUCAACGCACCGCGGUUAUUAUGUUUUCAACUAAUCAAAUACCAAUACCCACAAAAUAUAACGAAAAAUUUCGCGACUCCCCCAAACUAGUGUAGUGUGCCUAGUGUGCCAAGCGUAAACAGGCGGCCGCGAGACAUGGCCGAUCAUCUUGUGGACGGCCCGCCAAACAAGCGGCCAAAAUUGGCGGACCCCUUCCAGGGGCCCUCGGAUUCGUCAGUGGGUAUGACGCCCAUAAUGAUGCACCAUGCUUACACCUACGGGGGAGGUGGCGGUGGUAACAUGCAACAAAUGCAGGGCCCGCCACAACAGCUACAUCUACAACAACAUCAACUUCAGCCACAUUGGAACAACCAUACAGCCCAGAAAAGAAAUUACAUAACAAACACAGAUAUGUUUGACCUUGAAAAUGACCUUCCUGACGACUUGUUGUCAUCCGGAACCUGGUGCUCAACAACUGAGAGCGCUAAACCACCCGCAACUGGUCCUGGACCUGGACAACAAAAUGGUGCAUUAGAUUCCGAACUGCGACAGCAUGUACAGCAGCAACAACAGCAGCAAUUAUCUCAUCAUUUGAUGCAACAGCAGGGCAACAAAAAUUUAGUUGCAAAUUCACUGGCAAUGGCAGCAGGAACAUUGGGUAGUAAGAGCCCCAACAUGCAGUCGCCACCCAAUGUUUCAGUUUCCAAAGGUGUCGUUGACUCUCAGAUGGUUGUCAGUCUUGGUAAUUUACCCAGCAGUAUAGCCAGCUCGCUCACCAACAAUCAAAUGUCAAUUGCCAAUUCAAUGGGAGGGCUACAGUCGUCGAUGAGUAUGACUGGAAGUAAUGCUACAAUGUCGAUUCCGGGUGGAAUGAAUUCCGGACUUGUCAUGACGAGCAGUGCCAGUGGGAACAAUAACAUGGGUGGAAUGGCUGGAGGUGGUUUGAUCGUCGCGAACAGUCUGAACAAGCAGCCCUUAAACACUGUAACAAUGAUUGGCUCGAAUGCUCAAGGCAUACAUCACUCUGCUGGGCCUCAUGGUGUGGGCCAAAUGCCAAAUGGUCCAGCUGGAAUGAUGACUGCUAGGGCUGUUGUUAUGCAGCAGCAACAGGCACAGCAGCAGCAACAGCAGCAACAACAACAGCAGCAGCAGCAACAAGUGCAACAGCAGCAACAAGCACAGCAGCAACAGCAGCAACAAGCACAGCAGCAACAGCAGCAGGCGCAGCAGCAGCAGCAACAACAGCAGCAGCAGCAACAACAACAACAACAACAACAACAACAGCAGCAGCAGCAGCAGCAGCAAGCCCAUAUGGUAGGCUCAGCAAGGGGCCAAAGUCCUCACCAACAAGUGCACCAAGGAGGAAUGGUUGGACCUAGAAUGCCAGCUCCACCAAACAUGGCAAAUAUGUCAAACAUGGGACAAAUGGGUGCUUCGAGUCCAUAUGGUUACGUAAAAUGUUCAUCAGGGUCCCCAGGUGGUGCACCGGCUCCAAGUGUUGGGGCCAAUAACCCAGUUGGUGUUGUUGCUCCCCAACAAAGACCGGCAGGGGCAAAUAUGAAUGCCAUGCAAGUUGCCAGAUUUGGUGGUCCGACUGGACCUAUCGGACCAGGAAACAUUGUUGGGGGCCAAGAAGGUGGGAUGGCGCAACAAGCACAACCACCAGCACCAAGUCCGGCACAGCCACAGUCAGGUGCACCUAGUGGAGGGCAACCAGGUCCUCAACAAGCAACACAGGGCCAAAUGCCUGGCAGCGGUCCUCAACCAGGUGCUCCUCCGUCAACAGCUGAUCCUGAAAAGAGAAAAUUGAUUCAGCAACAACUGGUCUUGCUAUUACAUGCGCACAAAUGCCAGAGGCGAGAGAGUCAGGCUAAUGGAGAAGUGUGUCAGUGCACAUUGCCACAUUGUAAAACUAUGAAGAAUGUUCUGAAUCACAUGACGACAUGCGGAGCUGGGAAGACUUGUUCUGUACCACAUUGCAGCUCGUCUAGGCAAAUAAUAAGUCAUUGGAAACACUGUCAACGAAGCGACUGCCCUGUCUGCUUGCCUCUGAAGCAGGCGGAUAAAAACAGGCAUCCAAACGCUGCUGGUGUCCAAGCAACUCAGCCAAAUAGUCAACCUAAUCCCAGUCCAGCGGACAUGAGAAGAGCAUACGACGCCUUAGGAAUAUGUCCUACUACUACUCCUACUUUAUUGCCUGGUCAAACUGUUGGUAGAGGUGUUCGAAUGCCUGUACCAGGUAUCCAAGGUCCACCCGGUGGUAUGCAGAAUAUAAGGCUAGCCCCACCUCAACCUCAAGUAGCGGGCCCAGGACAACCUGUAGUCGGUGGUGCAGGCCAACAGGUUAUUGCUCCUAACGUCUCCCUUCCUCUGAGCUCUGAUCCAACGGCAGUGGCUGCUGGAAGCCAGGCUCAACCUUCAACUGGACCUACAUCAGCUGCAGCUGUGGCUGCCGCUAGUAUACAGCAAUCCGUUAGCAUGCAACUUUUUGGAUUGAACGAUGCAGGUCAACCAGGAAUUAUAAAUGAAAAUAGAUUAGCUAGUCUACAAUUACCAGCUGGGCUACAACCGGGCCAAGUAACUGCAACUCCGGUACAAGGAACUAAAGAGUGGCAUCAAUCGGUUACACCAGAUCUCAGGAACCAUCUUGUUCACAAGUUGGUCCAAGCAAUAUUCCCAACACCUGAUCCUCAAGCAAUGCUCGAUAAAAGAAUGCAUAAUUUAGUUGCAUAUGCGAAAAAAGUUGAAGGUGAUAUGUAUGAAAUGGCCAACUCAAGAUCAGAAUACUAUCAUUUACUCGCUGAGAAGAUAUACAAGAUACAGAAAGAACUAGAGGAAAAACGACAGAAACGCAAAGAACAGCAGCUCCAAGCUCAGCAGCAACAACAGGCACCGGGUGCAAAUCUUAGGCCAGCAGCUCCACAAGGUCUUGCUGGAGCAGUGCCUCCAAAACCAGUUGGAACAGUGCCUCCGAGUCUACGAAGCCAUUCACCUGGAAUGGGGCAGCUGGGAGCACUACCUGGUAUAGGCAUGCAACACAAUCGCAUGCAAUUUCCACAACAAAUCCAACAGCAACAAAUGCAACAGCAACAAGGGAUGCUCAUCGGACCACCGGGUCCAAGUCCAAAUGGGCAACCAACGUCCAAUCCUAAUUUGGUCCCAAAUCCAGGUCUCAGUCCUUUUGGUCAACCGCAAAUGUCGCAAGCUAAUUUAACGACGACUACAGCCUCUGCUACAACUAGUCAAUUUCCUACGUCGAACGGGACUCCUGGAUUGCCAAAUACAUCUCCAGUUCAGAAUCAGCAUCAGUUCCAAGAGCUUUUGAAAGUUAGGCUUGCACAACAACAACAACAGCAGCAGCAGCAGCAACAACAGCAGCAGCAGCAACAACAACAGCAACAACAACAACAGCAGCAGCAGCAACAAAGUCAACAACAACAACAACAGCAGCAGCAGCAGCAGCAACAGGUGCAACAGCAACAGGCUCAACAGCAGCAAGCGCAACAGCAGCAAGCACAGCAACAACAAGCUCAACAACAUCAACAACAACAACAACAACAGCAGCAACAACAACAGCAGCAGCAGCAACAAACCAAUGCCACUCCUAAUCAGAAUAGUAAUACAACAUCGUUGCCGCAAGCACCAUCGCCAUUCAGUACAAUGCAGCAGCAGAACAGUCAACAACAAAAUCAACAGUUUCCUACAAGCCGACCUAUGUCUGCUUCAACUCCUGGUGAUAGCGGUAUUGCAACACCUACACCUCAAACUAUACCACCGCCUGCAUCCAGUGGGCCAAGUCCUGGGCCCGCACCAUCUACAAAUGGUCCCCAAUCAACCACUUCUACGCCUAGUACACCUUUAGUUCCAUCGUUGAUGACUCCGAACAAGACAGUUUCGUCUGCAAAUAAAACACCUCCCCACCCCAGUACCACUCCGUCUCCUGCAGGAUUAGCCAGCUUAGGUAAAGGCAUGACCUCCCAAGAAAGAGCUGCUUUGAAUGCUCCAAGAAGUUCUUCAAUGUCAUCCCAAAUGGCUGCUAUCACAGCAGCUUUGGAUCGUGAUAAUUCACCGAGUCCACCAACGAAUAAUAGUAAGGGAAAAUUGGAUUCUAUCAAAGAGGAAAAUAUCAAAAUGGAAAUAAAAACCGAGGAUGGUUCUGAUAAUCAUAGGAUGGAUGGGGGGAAAAGUGUUAAUAGCGAAAUUUCUAUGAAAACUGAAAUCAAGACAGAGCCAAUGGAAGAAACGUCUGAGGAUGGAAUGAUCAAGGAAGAAUGCAAUAUUAAAGAAGAACCUGUUACUCCGAUGUCUAGUCAAGACACAUCGACAUCUGAUAUUAAACCCAUGGUUCCCGAACCAAUUCAACCCAGUGGAACGUCUACUGAUAAGAAACGAUUGUGCUUAUUUAAGCCUGACGAAUUGCGACAAGCACUGAUGCCUACUUUAGAAAAGUUAUAUCGUCAAGAUCCAGAAUCUCUUCCCUUCAGGCAACCCGUUGAUCCUCAAGCCCUUGGGAUUCCAGACUAUUUUGAUAUUGUGAAAAGACCAAUGGAUUUGUCGACAAUCAAGAGAAAACUGGACACAGGACAGUACAGUGAUCCUUGGGAGUAUGUUGACGAUGUUUGGAUGAUGUUUGACAAUGCGUGGUUAUAUAAUCGCAAAACUUCCAGAGUCUACAGAUAUUGUACUAAGCUUUCGGAGGUGUUUGAGCAAGAAAUUGACCCUGUAAUGCAGGCAUUGGGGUACUGUUGUGGACGAAAGUACACUUUCAAUCCUCAGGUUUUGUGUUGUUAUGGAAAACAACUUUGCACUAUUCCGAGAGAUGCCAAAUAUUAUUCUUACCAAAACAGGUUGGGAUAUACAUUCUGUCAAAAAUGCUUCAAUGAUAUCCCUGGAGAUACUGUGACAUUAGGAGAUGAUCCAACACAACCGCAAACUGCCAUAAAGAAAGAACAAUUCCAAGAAAUGAAGAACGAUCAUCUUGAACUGGAACCAUUUGUCGUCUGCACCGAUUGCGGUAGAAAAGUUCAUCAAAUUUGUGUCUUACAUAUGGAAGCAAUCUGGCCAUUAGGCUUCACCUGUGACAAUUGUCUGAAGAAAAAAGGUCAAAUGCGUAAGGAUAAUAAAUUCAAUGCAAAACGAUUGCCUGUAACAAAGUUGGGAACGUACAUCGAAACACGGGUGAAUAAUUUCUUGAAGAAAAAGGAAGCUGGUGCCGGAGAAGUUGCGAUUAGAGUUGUAGCUUCUAGCGAUAAGCUUGUUGAAGUCAAACCAGGAAUGAGAAGUAGAUUUGUGGAAAACAGUGAUAUGCCAGGAGAGUUUCCGUAUCGAGCGAAAGCUUUGUUCGCGUUUGAGGAAGUUGACGGUACCGAUGUAUGCUUCUUUGGCAUGCAUGUACAGGAAUAUGGGAGUGAAUGUCCUACGCCCAACACGAGGCGAGUUUAUAUCGCAUAUCUGGAUUCUGUACACUUCUUCAGGCCUAGACAAUUCAGAACAGCUGUUUAUCAUGAAAUUUUACUUGGAUACCUUGACUACGCCAAACAGCUUGGUUACACAAUGGCUCAUAUUUGGGCGUGUCCACCAUCGGAAGGAGAUGAUUACAUUUUCCACUGUCAUCCGCAAGAGCAGAAAAUUCCAAAACCAAAGAGGUUGCAAGAGUGGUAUAAGAAAAUGUUAGACAAGGGAAUGGGUGAAAGAAUUGUUCUUGAUUACAAAGAUAUAUUGAAGCAAGCCAUGGAAGAUAAGCUCUCGUCUGCUGCUGACUUACCUUAUUUUGAAGGUGACUUUUGGCCAAAUGUUUUGGAGGAAAGUAUCAAAGAAUUGGAUCAAGAAGAAGAGGAGAAGCGGAAACAGGCAGAGGCAGCUGAGGCUGCUGCGGCUGCAGCCAAUGCCAUAUUUUCGCUGUCUGAGGAUUCGGAGACAGGACCAGAUGGUAAAAAGAAGGGGCAAAAGAAGGCUAAGAAGUCUAACAAGUCCAAGGCAAAUCAACGUAAAAAUAGCAAAAAAUCUAAUACUCCGCAAACGGGUAAUGAUCUUUCGGCAAAGAUAUUUGCCACUAUGGAAAAACAUAAAGAAGUUUUCUUUGUUAUCCGAUUGCACAGUGCCCAGAGCGCAGCCAGCUUAGCUCCUAUUCAAGACCCAGAUCCUGCAAUAAAUUGUGACCUUAUGGAUGGUCGUGAUGCGUUUUUAACAAUGGCACGAGAAAGACAUUACGAAUUUUCAUCUUUGAGACGAGCGAAGUUUAGCUCCAUGUCUAUGCUUUAUGAGUUACAUAACCAAGGGCAAGACAAAUUUGUCUACACGUGCAAUAAUUGUAAAAGCCAUGUUGAGACUAGAUAUCACUGUACUGUUUGUGAUGACUUCGAUUUAUGUAUAAGCUGUAAAGAAAAAGAUGGUCAUCCACAUCCCAUGGACAGACUAGGCCUAGACUUGGAUGAUGGUUCGUCACCAGCCGAUGCUAAGCAGGCCAAUCCACAGGAGGCACGAAAGUUGUCAAUUCAGAGAUGCAUCCAGUCAUUGGUGCAUGCGUGUCAGUGUAGAGAUGCCAACUGCAGACUACCAAGCUGCCAAAAGAUGAAACGUGUUGUUACCCACACAAAAAUAUGUAAAAGAAAAACGAACGGUGGUUGUCCUAUAUGCAAGCAAUUAAUAGCAUUGUGUUGUUACCAUGCUAAACACUGCCAAGAAACAAAAUGUUUAGUACCAUUUUGUUCGAAUAUUAAGCAUAAACUGAAACAGCAACAACUUCAACAGCGUCUUCAACAAGCUCAACUUCUUAGGCGAAGAAUGGCAGUUAUGAAUACUACUAGGCCAACUGGUACAGGUGGCCCAAUUCCGUGUAGUCAAUCAUCUAACCCCGCAAUGCCAGUAGGUAUAGCAAUUAAGCCGGGUGUCAGUCCUACCAAUCUCCCUUCUCACCAGACUAACAUAGGCCUUAAACCUGGUACGCAGACCCCACCUGCCAGCGUGCUUCAAGUUGUUAAACAGGUACAGGAAGAAGCUGCAAGGCAACAGGUACCCCAUCCUGUUUAUGGAAAAAUUGCUCCUAGUAGUGGCAUUGGUGGUGCGAGUCAACCUAGCGGCGUUAUGCCACCUCCAAUGCAGAGACCCAUUCCAGGCCAAAUGUCUAGUCCGGCUGGUACCCACCUCAUUCCUAUGGAACAAUGGACAUCUCCAAGAUAUCCGGCUAAUCCUGUGAUGCAACCUAAUCAGGGGCUCCGGCAACCGAGUCCUCAACAGCUGAUGUCACCGCAGCAGCCUCAACACCCAGGUCAACCAAUUAUGGGAAUGAGUCCACAGAUGCCUAGACAACCAGGAGUUAUUCCAGGACCAGUCGGUCCAGUUGGUCCUCAACCCACAGCUGCUGCAUCGACAAUGCAUAAGCAUGCUUUGCAACAACUCAUGCAAACCCUUCGGAGUCCCAACACGCCUGAGCAACAAAACCAAAUUCUACAGAUACUCAAGAGCAAUCCUCAGUUAAUGGCUGCCUUUAUAAAACAAAGACAGCAAACAACUCAACAUGGUGGGGCAGGUGGCCCACUGGGAACCAAUCAACCUCAGCAACAGCACUCCAGUUUGCAUCACAUGAUGCAACAGCAGCAACAGCAACAGCAGCAACAACAACAGCAACAGCAACAUCAGCAGCAGCAGCAACAACAGCAGCAGCAGCAGCAGCAGAAUAGAAUGCAAAUUCAAGCGAUGCUUAGCCAACAGCAACAACAAUCAGGGCAGGGGCAUGGUGGACAAUCACCGUGGUAUAAACAGCAACUGCUAGUUUUGCAGAGGCAGCAGCAACAACAGCAGCAACAACAACAACAGCAACAACAGCAGCAACCUUUCACUCAGCCACCAGCCCCACCUUACGGCCAACAAAGACCAAUCAGGUCGCCAUUAAUUGGCUACGGGAGUUUCAAUGAGCAGGGCUAUGGACAACCAGGGUUGAAGCCAACUCCACCACCGGUACCUUCUCCUCAAGGUGUAAUGGGUCCUCCUGGAAUAUCGGUACAACAGCAGUUGAUGCAGUCGGUUCGGUCACCACCUCCUAUUCGGUCUCCGCAACCAAAUCCCUCGCCGAGACCUGUACCCUCUCCUCGUAAUCAACCGGUUCCUUCUCCUCGUGCCGGACCUGUACAGUCCCCUCAUCAUCAUCCCCCUCAUGGUACGCCAACUCACUCGCCCGCCCAUGAACUCGGUGGUCCCAGUGAAAUGAUGCUGUCCCAGCUUGGCGCCGGUAGUGGCGUUUCCGCCGGUCAUCCACCCGCCAUGCCUCAUCAUUCAUCCCCAGCUCCUCCCCCCACAAGUGGUGCAGACUCUAGUGAAUCGGCAUCGAUGACACCACAAGACCACCUUGUAAAUUUAAUUGAACAGUUUUAGUGACUGUUAGUUACUAUUGCCCAAAAUGAGACUGACUGCUCGAAGCAACCCCUGUCCGCUUCAACCACUCAAAUCAUCGUUUUUGUCCCGAUUUUUUUUUCCUUCCUUCUUUUUGAUUUUUCCUCUAAAACGUUUCAGACAUUAUACUUCUCAAGAAGGCGAAAAAUUCAAAUGUUUCACAGGACAAUAAUGAAACACGUUGUAUGUUAUUUGGCCAGUUAAAAACAGUUUCAUCGUUUUGCUCUAGGAAAUAUUUGAGAAACUAUAUUUUAUCCUCAUGACGAAUUGUUGAUUGUUCGUUUCUUUCUUACUUUGAGGAUAAAGGAAAAACAUUGAUCGCCAUUGUGAAACGUGGUAGGUGUUGGAAAUAUCAAAGAGAAAAAAUUAAUAUCAAAAAAAUGUCGGGAUCUGCAGCGGUAAUCUUGAGUGGAAGUUGUUAUUAAAAGACUUUAAAA
Diprion similis is the source of this 9269-nucleotide messenger RNA. Its product is annotated as histone lysine acetyltransferase CREBBP. The coding region runs from base 601 to 8814 and encodes 2737 amino acids. NCBI's taxonomy places the organism in Eukaryota, Metazoa, Arthropoda, Insecta, Hymenoptera, Diprionidae. The transcript has 26 exons. The record is from RefSeq and is a predicted model, not a curated record. Gene Ontology annotation, molecular function: transcription coactivator activity; zinc ion binding; protein binding. Gene Ontology annotation, biological process: positive regulation of transcription by RNA polymerase II. Gene Ontology annotation, cellular component: transcription regulator complex; histone acetyltransferase complex.